Molecule: messenger RNA, 6695 nt
Organism: Leucoraja erinaceus (little skate)
Lineage: Eukaryota; Metazoa; Chordata; Chondrichthyes; Rajiformes; Rajidae
Gene: snx29
Product: sorting nexin 29
Exons: 21
Coding region: 152-2650 (832 amino acids)
Molecular function (GO): phosphatidylinositol binding
Source: RefSeq, a predicted model, not a curated record
CUGCAUUGUGCGCAUGUGCAGGCUGGGCCCGGCCCCAGCGACGGCGCAUGCGCGGUGCGGGCCGACUGCGGGGUCGUUGCCACCAUGAAGCUGUUAUUUACGUGUCAGCCCCUCGCCUGACGCCGGCCCUGAGCCGGCAGACGCCUGCAGCAUGAGCGUGUCCCAACACAAUGAGAGGAGGCAGUCCCUUCUCGAAAGGCUUCUUGAUGCAGUUAAGCAGUGCCAAAUUCGCUUUGGAGGAAGAAAGGAAAUUGCAUCAGAUGCAGAUAGUAGGGUGAUCUGUCUCUGUGCUCAGUUUGAGACUGUACUACAGCAUGGCUUGAGGAGAAGCAAAGGAUUAGCACUUACAGCAGCUGCUUUCAAACAAGCAGCAGGAUUUGCCAAUAAAACAGAAACAGAGCCUGUUUAUUGGUAUUAUGUAAGAGAGCAUAUGAACAAACAUGAGCUACAGCGAUACUGUUCUUUAAGGAAUAUCACCACAGAUAUAGGUCGGGGCAGAGCUUGGCUCCGAUCUGCACUGAAUGAACAUUCACUCGAACGAUAUAUGCACAUGCUUCUUGGUGAUGGAAACCAGCUAAGUGUCUUCUAUGAAGAUUGGUCCUUUAUGAGGGAUGAAGAACGUGCAAGCAUGCUUCCAACCAUGGCAGCAGGGUUAAACUCAAUCCUCUUUGCAAUCAACAUUGACAACCAGGAUUUGAAUGGACCAAACAAGUCUGCAUCUGCAGUUGCUAACUUACUGAAGGAAUCAACACAAAAUGUCACGUGCCUGUUAAAGGAAUCCACCCAGGGGGUCAGCACGCUUCUGAAAGAAAUCUCAACAGUUUCUGCUGUGCCAAGUUUCAUGCGACCUGAGCCUGAAUCUGACCGACUGCCAGUUCUGUCUAAAACUGUAAACCAAGAUGCAAAAAGUAAAAGAGAAAAGAAGAAAAAGAAAAUGGUGCCAAAUAUUAUUUCCUUUGAUGGUGACAAUGAAGAGGAAGAACAAUGCUCUGAACAAGUGAAACAUUCAGAUGUGACAAUAGAAUGUUUUGAGGAAAAUUCAGAAAAACCUUCAUCUGUUUCUUCAGCUGUGAUUUUAACUGCAUUUGCUCCAGAUCUGUAUGGCAAACCAGAUUCUAAUGGAGAGGAAUUCAGCAACAGUAUCUUGAAGACUGCGGAUGUAUGUCUAAAUGGUGACGCUGUUCACAAGAAACGAGAUAUGAAAAGUAUCGAUGAUGACGAUGAUGAUGAAGAUGAAGAUGCAGAUGGGGAGCGCAUAUAUCAAAGUAAAGUGAACGAAGAGGACGGACUCCUUUCAGAACAACCUCUUGUGGAAAAUAUUUCCAUUGCACAAAUGUCCAGCUGGAAUACCCUGCAAGUUUUGAAUGAUAAUGAUAGUUCUGAUAUCCUGUUUCCAGUUGUUGCCGUAGGUUCCUGUUCGCAGUCUGAUGCCACGUCUGAUAACUUGAUAUACUGCGAUGAACAUGAAAAUGCCUCACUUGCUGUAGAGCUUGCCCAGAAAGGAUCCCAAUUUCAGUACAGUACUGAAGUCACUCCUCCUCUUCAGGCUGACAUUGGAGCUCUUUUGCCACCAGCUGCAGUCCCAGAAUCGAUGACUGUUGAUGAACUACGACAAGCCAUUGUAGCCAUGAUGAACAGAAAAGAUGAGCUGGAUGAGCAAAACAGGUCACUGCGGAAUUUACUUGAUGGUGAGAUGGAGCAUUCUGCAGCGCUCAGGCAAGAAAUUGACAACCAGCAAAAGAAACUGGCAGAGCAAGAAGAACGACAUGCUGCCAAGAUUCAGGCUUUGGCAAGGGAAAACGAAGUGUUGAAGGUGCAGCUGAAGAAGUACGUGGGAGCUGUCCAAAUGCUGAAGCGUGAAGCAAGCCAGUUGAACGAUGUUUUUCCAAACUUGAGGAGUGGUGAUACAGAUCUUGUGAUCCCAGAACCUAAACCUGUGGUGGAUAAUGAUGAACUGGCAAGCACCUAUGAGCGGAAGCUGAUUGAGGUAGCAGAGAUGCAUGGAGAGCUGAUAGAAUUCAAUGAGAGGCUGCACAGAUCACUGAUGGCCAAGGAAGCCCUCAUCUCCCAGAUGAGACAGGAGCUUAUUGAUUUAAGAGGACCAGUACCUGGUGAUUUAAGUCAAACCUCUGAAGAUCAAAGCUUGUCAGAUUUUGAAACGGCUCACUGUGCACUGAUAAAUGUCUGGAUUCCAACAGUGUUUCUACGUGGACGAGCUGCUAAUGCUUUUCAUGUGUAUCAGGUUUACAUUCGGAUCAAAGAUGAUGAAUGGAAUGUGUAUAGGAGAUACACUGAAUUCAGAGCAUUGCACAAUAGACUACGGACCAAAUUCCUGACAGUGAACACUUUUCAUUUCCCACCUAAAAAAGCUAUUGGAAACAAGGAUGCAAAGUUUGUGGAGGAACGUCGUAAACAGCUCCAAGAGUACAUGAGGAACAUAAUGAACAAAAUUAUACAGAUACUCCCACAAUUUACAUCCAGUCCUAGGAAAGAAACCCUUAUAAACCUGCUGCCAUUUUGCAUUGAUUUACAGCCAACGGGAGAACCUGCGAAUACGACAAAGUCAAAGGUCGCUUCUAAGUUUUCUAGGUUGAGCAGGACUCAGCACAGAGAGACGAGGAAUCCUGAGCCGCAGAGUGGUGACUUAUGACCAGUUUACGGUCUGAAGAUCUCAGCACACUGUUCAGCUGCUCUUUAUUUGAACCAUCAAAUAACCCUUCCACGCACAGUUGAUUUAGAGGAAGAAGAUAAUGCUUCAGUGUUAUUUCUUGUGAAAUGAUGUGGGAAUAUGGUACAUUUUCAUGCACCUUUCAUUGUCGGUAUCUUUGAAUUUAUUAUUUGCUUUAAAGAACCAUCAAGAUAAAGUAAGACUCCGUUCACCUGCAGAGUUUGAAAUAUUUACAAUUUACCUUGAUUAUUUAUUUUGGUGACACAAUCAGAAGAUCUCUCAAUUAUUUUUUUUUUGCCAUGAACUCCAAAUGUGAUUCCUCAUCCUCCAGAACUAUAUCAACUUCCGAGUGUUCACUUUAACACCUUCGAAUACACUCCUUAUCUGUGUAUAAUAUCUUGGAGAAAGAAAGAUUUCUGUACCACUUUACAAAAAACACUGUUAUCUCUUUUUACAUCACGUACUCAAUCGAUAAAUCGAGUAAUAGUUUCAAGUUAAAUUACAAUUUUUUCGAUGAGAAAUGGCGGGUGCUUUUCUCCUCUCUUCCCGACCUUACAUAGACAGUGUGAAGAGAGGUUUUGUUAAUGAUAAGGUACUCAAUAUGAACUGGAAACCCACGCUAUUAAAAAAACAGCAUUUUGUGUAAAAUAGCUUCCAAUAGUCUGAAAUCCAAUGUCGCCCUUACUUUUGAUUCUCAGUACAAUUUCCAAAUUUGAUUCUUUAGUUUAUAUUUGUCACUGCAAAUUUAAUGAAGCCAGAGGCUGGGAAACAACUGCAGCUCGAGAUAGGCAAACUGCUCAAAGCAUCAGAAAGAGCCUUAUCAGUUGACACAGAUCCUACUUAGUGGCUGGUAGAGACCACAUCAGUGAAAUGGUUUCUACACGCAAGUAAUGAAUAACCCAGGAACAAUUUAAUAACCUUCACACCUUAAUCCUUUUUGUAAGAUUUUUAGUAAGGUAAUCUUGACUUUACUCCUUUACAGCAGAAUGGGGAUUAUAAAGAAAAUGUUUUAUUGUCAUCAUGCAGCAUACAGGUAUCAGAUCAUGACAAUAAAUAGCUGUUAUUCUGAGCUAGUACUGGCAUUCAGUGCUCAAGUCAGAGCUACAAGCCCACAAAGGCAAGGGUUGGGUACCACAACUUCAUACAUUUUAAUAAAUUCCAAGAUAAUACCUACUAGGUCUUUUUCCAAUAAGAGGUCACACACUUACAUGCAUUCAGAAAUAUUAGCCUUAAAAUUAAUAUAGAAAGCAAACAUAUAGUACCUAUUCUUAAAGCAGCUGUGAAUUUUAAUGCUUAAAAUAUCACUUUUAAAAUUAUACUUAAAUAAUAAGUAUAAUUGACUUUAAGAAAACAAUGUUUAUUUUGAAUAUUUUCUUUACUUUGAGACUUGCACUUUUACUUCUGGGUAUAUUUUUUAACCAUUUAAUGAAAUUUCAUUAGAACUCCCCCAUUUAUGAGUAUCGUCAAGGCAUAUUUUGCACCCUGCUUAAGUGUACUUGGUGACGACUAUUGCUCUGAAAGUUUACAUUGUAAAUAUGAAUAAUAUGAUUUGCCAUGCAAGGGAAAAUGCUUUCCCUCUUGAAUUCCUUUUCAGCUUUUAUAUUAAGUAUAUUUCUGCAUAUGAUCUUUUUAAAUCAAUGUAUCACCCAGAUACAGCCAUGAUUCAUCUUGAAAAGCAAAUCUGCCAGAAUUACAAGCAAAGAAUUGUCCAUCUCAAAAUAUCGUCAAAUUACAAUGAUUUCACUCCUGCUUUUCUACUUUUACUCCAAAUUACCCCAAAUUUCUCAAGUUUCUUAAUCAAUAUGUGACCAGGUCAUUUUUGUACUCUGUGCUAUCAAUCUGCACCACUCCCAUUAAUGGCCCCCUGCAGUAAUGCAGCCUUCACUAAUCCAUCCGACUCACACUUCAACUGCCCAAGCUUACUCCUAUCAAUUAGUGACAUAUUUAUAAUGGAUAUGGCAUUCGUCAUCCAAGAGGUCUUGAACUUGCUCAGUCCACUGCGUGCAAUCUUGAUGAAAGAAGACUUAGGGUCAGCGCGAUGGAACAAGCUAAUGGCGAACAUGCUAAUGCUUUCCAGAAAAUCUUUUAGCGAUUACAUUUAUGGGCACUUAUUCAAACUAUUGACUCCCAUGUUGGCACUUGUACAUUAGAUAGGUUGGAUCUGAUAUCAAACAGAUUCAUCUCUCCCCUGUCAAUGUGCAAAAUGUAGCAUUCAAUUGAUGUUAAGCACUGCAGUUAAAAUUUUACUUGUCAUUAGAAAUGCAUUGAGGAAAAUAUUUCAUCCAAUUGUGUAUAACUUAGCCAUUUAUAAGUGAAAUGGCCAAGUUAUACACAUUUAUAAGCUUCAAUAAAUAUGCAUGAUUAUGAUUAAGUGCAAGUUGCUGAUUUUUUUUGUUAAACUUAAGUAUUUCAUCUUUAUGAAGUGAGCAUUUUUGCAAUACUGCUUGUGGAUGAUAUUUAGUGGCAUGACUGUUGAGGUUAUGCAUUGAAGUUGUGCAAGGAAAUUCUCAGGCGGAGUACACCUCUAUUCCCCUUCAAGCCUAUCUUUUAAAAAUGUAGUAACAAAUGUAAGUAAUUUUACGUUGGAUACUCUGUGAUACUUCCCUACUCAACUGGUGUGGUCAAUUUAUUUUCAAGCAGAAGCCUAGACAUGAACUUUCACUUUGAUAAGGGUGAAUAUCAACCUGGCAACUGAUCUAGAGAUGUAUCAUCACUAGAAAACAUUCCACUGACUGGGGACUCCAAUAGAUUCAAAUAUUAGAAAGCUUCCUACAGCUAGGUCACUGAAGAUAGGCCGUCCAUUCAAUUCAAAGUUCUGGACUCCAUAAAUAUGUUGAAAUAUAUUUGAGACCAAGUUGAAAUUAAUAUUUUGAGCAUACAUUACUCCCUUAUUAGCAUUCAUUUGUGAGCGUAAUUUGCACUGGGAUGUGUAUUUGUUCAAAGUGGCUUUAUAAUAAGCUGAGGAAACCGGCGUGACAGAAAUGAGAUCAGAUCCCCUUAAGUUAUUGAUUAGAAUGGAUGGCUGCAAAGUAAUGUAAUAUAUUUUCUAUUAUAUCGAUGAAAAAGCAACCGGUCACUACACUAGGCUUGACAUUCGUGACUGUAAAUUCAUGAGUCAUCUUGCUGUUUUUGUCAGUGUUUGGUAUUCAUUGAUGAUUUUACCUUACAAAAAUGAAAAGUCACUUUGGUGUUGGUGCUGUGUGCAACUUGUCCAGCCAUCUCCAUUCAUUGUUUGUAGGAAGGAACUGCAGAUGCUGGUUUGAACCGAAGAUAGACACAACAUGCUGGAGUAACUCAGCGGGACAGGCAGUAUCUCCGGUGAGAAGGAAUGGGUGACGUUUGGGGUCGAAGAGUCUCCACCCGAAAAGUCACCCAUUCCUUCUCACAAGAGAUGCUGCUUGUCCCGCUGAGUUACUCCAGCAUUUUCUGUCUAUCUUCCAUUCAUUGUAUAAGAUACAAGGAAUGGUGUCAGAAGAGGAUUUUGUCCAGUGCAGUCUAAAGAUUGCAUCAACCACAGAGAACAUUAUUUAUAUACUGAUGACAACGUAAUAGCUUGUUAUUUCUUCAUCAUCAUGUUCGGUUUAAAAUACAUCUUUACUAUCAAUUCCGUAAAGUUAGACUAAUAAUGAACAGGAUCUAGUGAUUCAUUUGAAAUAGAUAUUGAAGAACUGGUAAAUCAGAAGGGGAAGCAAAAAGAUCGAUAGGCGUACUUUGAAUAAAAGUUUCCUUAACAAAAGUAUUGUUAACAUUUAUGCUCAUUUAUUUAUGUGCCCAGCUUCCGAUUACUAAUGUUAAUGAUCUGUGACUACUGUCACAAUGAGUGUUUGGUUCAAGAUAAAUCAAACGUUCAUCUCUAAUUACACGUUCUGUAAACUGGCAGCAUUACUUGCAUUCAUGAAACCGACUGUGAUGUCAUUUGGGAAGGGGACCAUUUGUCAAUAUGUAUAAAUAUUGUGUUUUAGUACAAUUUUAAUUUCACUCACUAAAGGUGCCGAUAAUUCUGCAAUAAAACUGAGUAACCAAUAAA